This is a messenger RNA of Morone saxatilis (striped sea-bass), 2786 nucleotides long. It is a transcript of the gene bmp8a, whose product is annotated as bone morphogenetic protein 8a. Gene Ontology annotation, molecular function: growth factor activity; cytokine activity. Gene Ontology annotation, biological process: SMAD protein signal transduction. Gene Ontology annotation, cellular component: extracellular region. Lineage: Eukaryota; Metazoa; Chordata; Actinopteri; Moronidae. The transcript has 7 exons. The record is from RefSeq and is a predicted model, not a curated record. Bases 953 to 2368 code for a protein of 471 amino acids.
CUGCUGCACAGCUCUGCUUUUAGAUGCUCACACACUCCCAGACAGACUGGGAGCGUGUGCAAAGAGCUGCCACAGAUUUGAAGACUGUGGAAGAAACCUCUCGUCUCUCCCAAGGAUUACAAUCAGGAAGCAAUUUCCUGGAGUAAUAAUUUUUAUAAAUUGGAUUAAGAAAGACAUCUGGAACCCCAGAGACGUGUGGGUGGGAAGCGGUCGUCAAUGGAUGAAUAAGUACUCAAGGAUGACUGGAUAAAAGUUUCCAGCAGUGAUUGCUCCACAGCAGACGAUCCUCAUGAGGUAUCUGGUCGAACGUUGACUCACUGCAGGUGUGAGCUUCAUUUCCUCGUGAGGUCAACGGGGAAUGGGAGCAAAUCUGAUGACACAGCUCUCAAAUUUCACUCCAAUCUCUGAGGCACCUGCUCAUCACUGAAAUUGCUUCCCAUCCUCCAAGUUUACAACUUCAAAGCGUAGACCAAUCUUCCACAGAGGCAUUGUUUGUCUAUAUUCAAAACACAUUGUAAGCUUGUAAUUAUGCCCUCACUCUCAUUAUCUCUGUUUCUUCUGCUGCACGACUAAGAGGUGAGGUAGAAGUGGAUCAGAGGGUGAGGAGGGAUUUUUUUUUCCUGCUUCAAGAUUAGAGAAGGUAGAAGAGGGAGAGAGGAAGGCAAAGGGGGAGGGAGAGAUAAACAGAGGCAGUUUAAGGCGGUAAACACAUCCCAUCCAGAGCCAGCUCUCCUCUAAACACAUCAGGCAUACAUCAGCACUGCAUUUGUCCGCGGUGACUCUGAAACAGCAGGACAAACAGUCAGUGGACAAACUGAAGCGAGUAGAAAACACUGUGGUUGUCAGUCUGGAAACACUGGAGGGAAGAUAAAGUGAAGAAAUCUGUGCAGUUGAUUAUUAGUGAGGAUAAAAAUCUUGAUUUCCCAGCAGAGACGAAGAGCAAGAGACAGCCAUGGACUCAGACGUCUCCCACACUUUCUCUUGUGUCUGCAGCAAGAUGAAACAGCAGCAUAUGAGCAAAUGCAGCGGUGGCGUCUACCAGCACCAGACCAGAUCCACCUCCAGACCCCACCGGCCUCUCCUCCACCCCAGGACCCUGCUCCUCCUGCCCCUGCUGCUCCUGCUCUUUCUCUCCCUGUGGAGCCAGCAGGCAGAGGCCGUGGUCCACUCCAGCUUCAGGCGGCUCAGCGGCCGCGAGAAGAAGGAGAUGCAGAAGGAGAUCCUGUCCAUCUUGGGUCUGCCGGGGAGACCCAGACCCCACCCGCCACUACGACCGCCCUCCUCUGCACCGCUCUUCAUGCUCGACCUGUACCAUGCCAUGUCAGCUGAUGGGGAGGACGAAGGGAAUGAAAUUAUAGUAAACGGACCUGGCAUGGGGAAGUUUGGGGCGGCAGAGAGGUUGGCUCAGGUCAACCAUGCAGCCCCGCCGACCCUCAGCACGCACACACCACCGCUGGGCACGGUGGUCAGCGAGGCCGACACGGUGAUGAGCUUCGUCAACCUGGUGGAGCAGGAGCGUGACCUCCUGCAGCCUCGUCCCUACUGGAAGGAGUUUCGCUUCGAUCUGACGCCCCUCCCUCAGGGUGAGACGGUGACGGCAGCAGAGUUUCGUAUCUAUAAGACCCUGACGAUGGGCCAGAGGGCCAACCGAACCCUGCACAUCUCUGUCUACGAGAUCCAGCGAGAGAACAGACACAGAGAGCCAGAGCUGGUGCUCCUAGACAUGCAGUCAGUGCCUGCAGGACAGGAGGGGUGGUUGGCCUUCGACGUCACCACGGCCUCCAACCACUGGCUCCUCCACCCCCGCAGCAACCUGGGCAUACGUCUCUACGUGGAGACAGAGGAGGACCGCUCCCUGUCUGCAGGCUGGAUCGGGUUGGUGGGACGCAGGGGCCCUCGCUCCAAACAGCCCUUCAUGGUGACGUUCUUCAGGGAGAGUCAGGUCCCGUGUCGGCCGCCACGAGCCGUCAAGUCACAUCCCCGCAAGAAGAAACCCAAAUACGACCUCCCAGUCCCCAGCAUCCAUAAUCGGAGUCCUGCCAACAAUGGAGGCGCUCCCUGUAAAAAACAUGAACUCUACGUCAGCUUCAGUGACCUGGGAUGGAAGGACUGGGUUUUGGCCCCCACUGGAUAUUCAGCUUACUACUGUGAUGGAGAGUGUUUUUAUCCUCUGGGCUCCUGCAUGAACGCCACCAACCACGCCCUCAUCCAGCAAGUGGUUCACCUCCUGAAGCCUGACGAGGUUCCUAAGGCGUGUUGUGCCCCCACCAAGCUCAGCCCCAUCUCCGUCCUCUUCUAUGACGACAACAACAAUGUCAUCCUCAAGAAACACCGUAACAUGGUGGUUAAGACCUGUGGGUGUCUAUGAGAGUCAAAAAGGUUUUAUUAGCCCAGACCAGUCCAAGUCCAAAACAAUGUACAUGGAUGAUUUUUCCCCCAGACAUGAACUCUGCAGAAACCUUUAAUGUUGGCAAACAGGCAGGAUCAAAAGGAGUUAUUAACAGGUCUGUGCUUAUGUAUUUGAGUGCUGAUUUAGAAUCAGUGACUUAAUUGUCUUCAUCAAUAUUACAAGUCAAACUUUACUGAUUCCAAAUCAGCUCUCUUUAGACAUUUGUUUGUGUCCAAACUGUCAGCUGGUCAGAAAUACUGGUGCGUAUACACGAAUAUACCUUCAGCCUGAAAUGUACGUUCAUAAAACAUCCAUCACCACCGUUUUUUUCCUUUGCUUUUCCAGAAGUACAGUACUUAUUUGCCAACUUUUCAAGAGUACAAAUGUUAUUUCAAUA